Molecule: messenger RNA, 444 nt
Organism: Iphiclides podalirius (scarce swallowtail)
Lineage: Eukaryota; Metazoa; Arthropoda; Insecta; Lepidoptera; Papilionidae
Source: the annotation of a GenBank genome assembly
AUGAUGCGCCAGCAGCAACCUUUGGACUGGGACACGUUCAGGAACUCGAGUUUCUUGCUCACCAACAUGUCAUCGAUCAUGCAAAAAGAGGAAGCGUUGUUGGCAUUUGUUUUACAGAAAUACGCCAAGUUUAUGUUCUCCAGCAGCGGCAAAACCGCCAUCGGCUGUUCCCUCUCACCCGUCAUAGCGGUGAUAACAUUGGUUUUCAUGAUCCUGAGUUUGAUUGGUCUGCUUAAGAAAAGUCGUCAGCUCCUCAAUAUAUACCGAUGCUUUUGCGUUUGUGGGUUGAUAUCGUCCUUCUACUUUUUCAUCAACUUUGGAAUGCAAUGCAACUCAAGACUUGUGGAUACGACGAAAUGGUUUGCGAGAAUAUCAUUCUGCGCGGUAUUCCUCUUGGGACUCCAUUGCUACCUAGAGCAAUACGAAUCUCAAGCAAUCUUCCAA